Messenger RNA from Aspergillus saccharolyticus JOP 1030-1, 1242 nucleotides. RefSeq names its product glycoside hydrolase family 76 protein. Gene Ontology annotation, biological process: fungal-type cell wall biogenesis; carbohydrate catabolic process. Bases 1 to 1242 code for a protein of 413 amino acids. NCBI's taxonomy places the organism in Eukaryota, Fungi, Ascomycota, Eurotiomycetes, Eurotiales, Aspergillaceae. The transcript is spliced from 2 exons. The record is from RefSeq and is a predicted model, not a curated record. Gene Ontology annotation, molecular function: mannan endo-1,6-alpha-mannosidase activity.
AUGUCGUAUUAUCACGGAAAUGAGUCCGGCCAUAUCCCCGGGAAGCUCGAUGACACCUGGUGGGAGGGCGGGGCGAUGUUCAUGGCCAUCAUUCUCUAUUACAAAUACGCAGGGGAUUCGACCUACAAUAAGGAGACAAUCCAAGGCAUGCAGCAUCAGGCUGGGGACUGUGAUUACUUGCCGUCAAACUACAGUAGCUGGCUGGGAAACGAUGACCAGAUGUUCUGGGGCUUAGCGGCCAUGACGGGGGCCGAAGUCAACUUCCCCAACUCGGCAGACGGAUACUCGUGGCUUGCGUUGGCGCAGGGAGUCUUCAACAACCAAGUCGGGCGCUGGGAUACCACCUCGUGCAAUGGCGGCAUGCGGUGGCAGAUGUGGUCGUACGAGAGCGGGUACACCAUGAAGAAUACGAUUGCGAAUGCGGGCUUGUUUCAGCUUGCCGCGCGGCUCGCCCGCUACACCAACAACCAGACCUACUACGACUGGGCCGAGAAGAUCUGGGACUGGUCGGCCACGACGCCGCUGCUGAGCAAUUCCACGUGGAAUGUGGCCGACUCCACCGAGACGACCAACGACUGUGCGACGCAAGGCGACAACCAGUGGACGUACAAUUAUGGAGCGUAUCUGAUGGGGGCGGCGUACAUGUACAACCAGACGAACGGCACCACUGCCCGCACCAAGUGGCUGACGGCCAUCAACGGGUUGUUAAAUGUGACCUUCGACACCUUCUUCCCCACCAAGUACGGCGGCAACGUCAUGUCGGAGAUCACCUGCGAGCCCACCGAGGUGUGCGAUCGGGACGAAAUCAUCUUCAAGGGGCUUCUGGCAAACUGGCUAUUCUUCACCGCCAUGCUCGUCCCCUCCACCUACAGCCGUAUCUUGCCGAAGCUGCAGGGCUCUGCUGAGGGUGCGGCGGCAUCGUGUACGGGUUACUCCAACAGCUCGUGCGGUGUCCGCUGGAACUCCUCCUGGGACGGCUGGUCCGGCCUGGAGGAGCAGAUGAGCGUCCUCAACCUCUUUGUUGCCAACCUCCUGCCGUAUGUCAGUGCAUCCGACUCGCCCCUCACCUCCUCCACCGGCGGAAAUAGUACCAGCGACCCUUCCGCGGGCACUUCUGACAGCACGGAUGACGAAGAGACCUUGAGCACGAUUACAACCGGCGAUCGCGUCGGAGCAGCGUUUAUAACGAUUAUUCUUGUCGCCAUGUCAGUCGGGAGCGUGGUGUGGAUGAUUGCGCUGUAG